AUGUCUCUGUUCCUGGACCAGGAUUUCUCUUUACUGAAGUACAGUCAGCCCAGACAUCUGAUGGAAUUCAAGAUGCUGUUUGGAGAGCAGGAGCACUGUAAAGACGGCCGCAGUGAAGGAGCAGCGUCCUCCCCGGAGCCGGACCCGGGGCCAGGGCUGGCUGAAGCCCAGAGGAAGAGGAAGAGGACCAUCUUCAGCCGGGCGCAGCUGUCGGAGCUGGAGCAGGCCUUCGCGCUCACUCCUUACCCGGACAUCACGCUGCGGGAGCGGCUGGCGGCGCACACACACCUGCCGGAGAGCAAGAUCCAGGUCUGGUUCCAGAACAGAAGAGCCAGAAGUAUCAAGACCGGCAGACUCCCGAAGUCCUCCAAGCCGGCGUUGGGCCGGGGUUUGGUGGAGCCCCCCUCUGGUCCCGGGCCCGCCUCAUACCCGGUCCCAGCCGGCCUCUCAGACAUCUUCCGCCCGGAGCAGAGCCACCUGUGCGAGGACGUCCCACACAUCUACUCCGACUGGCUCCAGAUCUACAGCGGCCCCGCCCCGUCGUCCUCGGCUCUCCACCAGCAGCCGGCGCUCGGCUGCUCCAAACCCCCCGAGCCUCGCCUGUGGGAGGAGGAGUCCGGCCGACAGCAGCAGCCGCCGCCGCCGCCGCUAGCCGGGUUCCUCCCCAGGCCCGCCGGCUCCCGGACCUCUUACCAGGCCUUCAAGAGCUUCAAGCCCCAGAGCCUCACCGCAUCUCAUCAGGCCGUCUACGGAGGCGGCGCUGCGGCAGGAGGCCACUGCUCCGUGGACCAGGUGGUCCCCUCCCACCCUCAGCAGGUCUACUGGGAGGUCACACAAGGUCAAGGACACCACCACCAUCACCAUCAUCAUCACCCUCAGAUGGGACCACAGACCUCCAUGGGCUACAUCUCGGACUUGAUCUAUAACGCCGCCAUCGUCACCAAUUUUCUGGAAUUCUGA
Messenger RNA from Salarias fasciatus (jewelled blenny), 960 nucleotides. RefSeq names its product SEBOX homeobox (gene sebox). NCBI's taxonomy places the organism in Eukaryota, Metazoa, Chordata, Actinopteri, Blenniiformes, Blenniidae. The record is from RefSeq and is a predicted model, not a curated record. The coding region runs from base 1 to 960 and encodes 319 amino acids. Gene Ontology annotation, molecular function: DNA binding. The transcript is spliced from 4 exons.